This is a messenger RNA of Aspergillus saccharolyticus JOP 1030-1, 962 nucleotides long. RefSeq names its product putative C2H2 finger domain protein. Lineage: Eukaryota; Fungi; Ascomycota; Eurotiomycetes; Eurotiales; Aspergillaceae. Gene Ontology annotation, biological process: regulation of transcription by RNA polymerase II. The record is from RefSeq and is a predicted model, not a curated record. Gene Ontology annotation, cellular component: nucleus. The transcript has 4 exons. The coding region runs from base 58 to 891 and encodes 277 amino acids. Gene Ontology annotation, molecular function: RNA polymerase II transcription regulatory region sequence-specific DNA binding; DNA-binding transcription factor activity, RNA polymerase II-specific.
AACAGGCUCCCCUGCACCUACGCUCCCUGCGGCAGACAUUUCCCCACCCAGAGAGAGAUGAAUAUUCACAAGAUACAGGAGCACGAUUACUGCCAGCGCUGUGACGAAGACUUCCCCGACGAGGAACGUCUGCUGCUCCACAAAAUUACCAGUGUAAGACACAUCGUCUGUCCUGUCUGUGGCGUGGAAUUUCGCAGCACGGGCGGUCGCGACGUGCACAUUCGUCAAAAUCACCGCGCAGAUCAGAGCAUCAAGUGCCGCGGCUGCCCGCUGACCUUCAAGACCGCCAGCGGCCUGAUGCAGCACGUCGAAAGCAACGGGUGUCGCAGGAUUUCGCAGAGCCGUCUCAUCCAGCAGCAGCAAACGCGUCUUAUGAUCGCCGAAGUCCUGGACGGGGAUCGGCACAUCCACUUGGAGGAUCUUGACGACAAUGAUGGCGGUGUCAUGCUGGACGGUACCCCCUUGAAGAGUCCUAUCCUCCGCAAGGUCACUCCAGGCUGGGAUCCGAGCGAGUUCUUGAAUAUGACGCGCACACGCUACGUCUGCCAAUGCCGGGUGAGCUACCGACGAGUGGAGGAUUUUGAGGAGCACGUCAUUGAGGAGAUGCGUAAUAAGAAACCUCUGAGAUGCCCCUCGUGCUUCCGCAACUUCAAAUGCUCAGCAGAUCUAGUCGCGCACAUGGAAGCCGGAAGCAGCGGUUGCAGCGUCGCUGCUGGGUCCGCGUACGGCCAGGUCCUGGAUCAAUUGACGGGCGGGGUGGUCCGCGUCGCGGGACAGCUCCACGACGGUUCGAUCAAGUACGAAGCGGGCAACGUGGAGCCGCUGUACGAGGCGGAUACUGAACCGACGCUGAUGGGGGUAGACGUGAGCUACGCCAACAUUAUGUGGUGAUUUACUACUGCAGUACAGUAUGACUGCUGACAAAAGCGCUUGUUUUCGGAAGAAUAUCCGUUCAAUGGUGU